AUGGUUACAAUAAAAGAUGUCCGGGUAGUUGUGUGCAACGCAUAUGAAACGUUCCCCUUUGGGGAGGUUCAACAUUCCUGUCCAGCGUUUGGGGAAGGGCUCCACCAAAAGAAACCUUUCAUCAUGAGUAGGAGCCCAGAGAAAAUGUCAUCAUACCGCAGACAAUUUGAGGUCAUCUUGGCCUCACCCUCCAUGUACCAAGUGAGGGUGUCCAGUCCUUCACCCAUCCGUAGGGGCAAUCGCCACAGAUCUGCCAGCCUCACAAAAAGUGCUGGGACAAUGGGGCGAAGGACCAACUCCAGCAAGUCCAGAAUGAGCAGUGCAAACUUGGAAGCACUAUGUUAUGGAAUGUCAAUGGGUUUUGGCCCCAAACUAGACUUGGAUGCUGCAGCAGCUGAAAACCAGGCAUUCAUGCAAACCAGAAGUAGUGAGAGAAAGGAGAUGGUGGCCUUAAAUGAUCGCUUGGCUGUGUACAUUGAAAAGGUGAGGACCCUUGAAUCGCACAAUAAGGUCUUGGAAGCGGAGAUUGAAGCAUUGAGGAGCCGCUAUGCCAGACCAUCAGGCCUGAGGCAGUUGUAUGAGACACAGCUAAAGGAUCUCAACAGAGAAGCAGAGCAGAUGAGAGUCCAAAGGAGUAUAGCAUUGGCAGCCAAAGAAGCGAUGCUGGGACAACUGGAAAUGCUCAAGACCAAAUACAAUGAUGCAGUGGAAGCCAGAAAGCAGACUGAGCAAGAGAUUGAGGCCCUACGUCCAGAUGUGGACAGGGCAACUUCUGGAAGAAUCGCCUUAGAAAAACAGCUUGAAAAUUUGGAGCUGGAGUUGAUGUUCUUACAGAGAGUUCACAAAGAGGAAAUAGAGGAGCUGAUGCAACAAAUAUAUACAACUGUGUCUAAAGUGGAAUUGACUUUUGGCCUACCGGAUCUCAGCACGGCCCUGAGAGACAUUCAGUCACAGUAUGACAGCAUUGCAGCCAAGAAUCUUCAGGAGAUGGAUGCUUGGUAUGGAACCAAAUUCCAAGAUUUGACCAAUGCGUCCAACAAACAUGUGCAAAGUGUGAGAAGUGUAAGAGAGGGAAUUGCAACUUACAAGAAGGAUAUCCUCAACAAGGAGCGAGAACUUGAUUCCUUGAAGACAAAGAAUGAGUUUCUUGAGGCUCAAAUCCGAGAUAUGUCUCAAAAGUACAAAAAGAAAGAGGAGGAUCUUCAGGAGCGCAUAGAUGCUCUAAAUGUAGAUCUGAGAGUGACGAAAGAGAAGAUCGCACUACUGCUGCGAGAUUACCAGGACCUUCUUAACGUCAAGAUGUCACUUGAGAUUGAAAUAACCACCUAUAGGAAAUUGAUUGAGGGAGAGGACAGUCGUCUGAGCUCCAUGGUCCAUAACUUGUCCAUAAAUGGAAAACUGCCCAUCUCUGCCAGUUCAGCAGCAGCCAAAUGUGCUCCGCCUGCGUCUGCUCCAGACAGAGGCAGCCCGGAGAAGCCCGCAGUGAGUGUGAUCGAGAAACGCCAUGUGGAAGUUUCCUCCUCUGACACUCAGACGGACCUGUUGGACCAGGCCACAGAGCUGUCAGAGAGGAAGACUGUCUUGAUCAGAACAGUUAAGACCGAUGAGGACACAAUAGAAAGUGACUCACAAGAACGCACCAUCCUUAUUUCUGGAGCUGCGGACGACACGGAUGAAGAAUAA
Messenger RNA from Knipowitschia caucasica, 1683 nucleotides. The record is from the annotation of a GenBank genome assembly. Lineage: Eukaryota; Metazoa; Chordata; Actinopteri; Gobiiformes; Gobiidae.